Epinephelus moara (kelp grouper) is the source of this 6257-nucleotide messenger RNA. It is a transcript of the gene trhra, whose product is annotated as thyrotropin-releasing hormone receptor a. The coding region runs from base 372 to 1619 and encodes 415 amino acids. The record is from RefSeq and is a predicted model, not a curated record. Gene Ontology annotation, biological process: phospholipase C-activating G protein-coupled receptor signaling pathway. NCBI's taxonomy places the organism in Eukaryota, Metazoa, Chordata, Actinopteri, Perciformes, Serranidae. Gene Ontology annotation, molecular function: thyrotropin-releasing hormone receptor activity. The transcript has 2 exons. Gene Ontology annotation, cellular component: membrane.
CUCUCAGUCAUGACUGUGUGAGCAGUGAGACAGGAGCAGCUGGGCGCGGAGCUGCCUGCAACACCUCUCCCCUCUCUGAAAACUUCAUCCAACAAUCGAGGUUCAGUCUGCUUUUCUUUUAACUGUGUGUGUAUGGACAGCGUAUUGGAGUUUCGUUUGAUGGCUGUGCACUAUCAGAAACUGGCUUUGGUGGAGAAGAGAAGGCAGUUUGGCUGGAGUAUAUGUGGACGAAAUGAAGUUUUUGGAGGGUUUCUGGUCGUUGGACUUCUGGUGCACCUGGGCCCCGCAGGUUGUUGCAAUGAAUUCUUGUGAUCUUUUUGAACGUCUGGUGUAAUUUUCUUUAAAGCGCACAGAGCCACAGCCUCCCCAUUAUGGAAAACCUCACCAUGAAUAACGUGACUGUGGAGAAUGACACGUCGGUGCAGGGCAAUCAAACCCUGGGUGUUUGGACUGACUACACAGUUGAAUACAAAGUGGUCAGCGUGCUUUUGGUGUCCCUUAUAUGCGGGUUGGGGAUUGUGGGGAAUGUGAUGGUGAUACUGGUGGUUCUGACCACCAAACACAUGCGGACUCCCACCAACUGUUACCUGGUGAGUCUGGCUGCGGCUGACCUGAUGGUCCUGACGGCCGCCGGGCUGCCCAACAUCACCGACGCACUGCACGGACAGUGGGUGUACGGUUACGCGGGCUGCCUGGGGAUCACUUAUUUUCAGUAUCUGGGGAUAAACGCGUCCUCCUGCUCCAUCACCGCCUUCACCGUGGAGCGCUACAUCGCCAUCUGCCACCCCAUCAAAGCGCAAUUCCUGUGCACUUUAUCCAGGGCGAAGAAAAUCAUCAUGCUGGUGUGGGCGCUCACCUCCGUCUACUGCGUCAUGUGGCUCUUUCUGUCAGACACGCAAAAGUUGGUGUAUAACAACGUGGUGCUGCUCAGCUGCGCCUACAAGGUGUCCAGGAGUUACUACCUGCCCAUUUACUUCACAGAUUUCGCAGUGUUUUACGUGCUGCCUCUCAUGCUGGCCACAGUUCUGUACGGACUGAUCGCCCGGAUACUUUUCCUGAACCCGCUGCCUUCAGACCCAAAGGACAGCACCAAGAAGUGGAAGAAGGAGGCGAGUCAGGGAGGGAGGAUGUUCAGCACCUGCUCCUCCAGCAGCACCACGGCUGCCUCCCGCAGACAGGUGACAAAGAUGCUGGCUGUGGUGGUGAUCCUCUUCGCCUUACUUUGGAUGCCCUACCGGACCUUAGUGGUGGUCAACUCCUUCCUGGACAAGCCCUACCUGGACACCUGGUUCCUGCUCUUCUGCCGUCUCUGCAUCUACCUAAACAGCGCCAUCAACCCAGUCAUCUACAACGCCAUGUCCCAGAAGUUCCGCGCUGCUUUUAAGAAAUUGUGUCACUGCGGCCCUCAGCGUAUGGAGAAACCAGCUUCUUACAGUGUGGCGCUAACCUACAGUGUCAUCAAGGAGACGUCCAACGGGGAAAGUCCCGACCACUUCACUACAGAAAUGGAUGAACUAAACACGCCGACAGAUCAGUAUCUACCCGCCAGCAUCCUGCCAAGUGCCAAGAAGAUGCCGUUCGCAGAGCCUUGUCUGUCAGGGAGUGAUGUCAAAGCCUGACUAUAAAAUACUUUCCACCUUAAGAGGAUAGCAGAGACUCUGACAGCUGCAGUAUGGAUUCAGUCACCCAUGGGAAAUUUUAGAGAAGUUUUAAUGAAAAGUACCCUCACAUCUUCAAUUUAAUUUCACCAAGGUAUUUUCUCUUAAAAAUGUUUAUUUUAUUUGACAAGACAAGUUGCCAAAGGCCAAAUAGGAUGAGCUGACUUUUAGCAUUUUAUACAAAAUAAGUGCAGGGAGCUUUCAUGAAUCUUGCAGAAACACAGUUUAUUGACACAUUGACACAGGAAACUGAAACUGAAUUGACAUACAGUACAACAAUAUGUAACCCUGAAUGGCGGGAAAAUAUUUUAUCUCAAUAUUUAUAGAAAUAUUUAUCAAGAUAUGUAUGUUGAUCUUAAGAUUAUGUAGCAGGAUGCAGAACAAGAAAAUUGAUUAAGAACUGUGUAAGCUGCAGAUAGAAUAUCUAUUUAUAUUAAUACAUUAUAUAAAAAAAGAUAAAGUCACCAAUUAUGUCAGACUAUCCCUACACUGUGUGAAAUGUUUACAGCCAUGAAACUUAUAUCUUCGUCAGUUACAUUCAUCAAUUAAACUAGUAAUGUUACAGUUUGUUGUGGGAGUUUUUAUCUUGAGAGUCUCGCUACUUGUUAAUUACUGGUGACAGUAAUUAAACGCCGCCGCCCACUGACAGUGCUUCAGGUUUAAAUUAGUUCCUCGUAUUUCCCAUCUUCCCUUUGACAGUAUGCAUCACCUACACUGUUUAUUUCAUGUCACACUCAAAAUGACAUUAGCCUAGCACUGUUUGGGACUAACUUUGUGGUAGGGGUGGGCAGACCAAUAUCAAAAUAUUGAUUCAAUAGAAUUUACGUUUUUAAUUGUGAAGCUCGAUCAUAGCAUCAAGAGGAUCAAUACAAAAAAAACUGUCAAGCAAUGUUUUGUUGUCAUGAACGCAUCAAGUGCAUGUGCUGUUUUUGUGUUGUGUGCACGCAAACAGCAGCACACUGCAGCGUGCACCUUGACUAGUUUCAUCCAAAACAUAAUUGCAGUGAAGGCUUGAUGAAAGAAAAGAAAAAAACAAAAAACACGACAAAGGGAACUUGGAGCUGCCACCAAAAAGAAAGGAGGAAAAGGUAAAAUGCCUCAGCAUCCUCGCCGCCAACACAGAGAAAGAGUUCACUGACAGAAUCUUUCAGAGAAGCUCAGGAAAGGAAUAUCCACGUAUAAAGAAGUGAAAUUAAUAUUUUAGUCAAAUCAGAUCUUCAGCAUCAUUGGUUGUUACUUUAGCAGACUGAUUAUUCUCUUCAUAAAUCAUGACACACUGCUUUACCCUGCAUGAAAGUACACUUUUAAUAAUAUAAAGUAUUGAAUCAGUAUCAAUAUUGGUGAUUCUAUCCCUGUUUUAUAUGGUAUUGGAUCGUAACCAAGUUUUAAGGUAUAGUCCACCCUUACUGUAGGGCCCAACAGGACUAAGUAGCCAAAGUAACGCUGGUUUCUCCUCAGCACCUCUUGACCAUUUAAGGUUGUUGUGGUAGUGGCUGCCUAACUUCUAAUAACAAAACAGUGGCAUGUGAUGUGUUUAGCUAACUCAGCUAACCCGGCUGUGCGUAUCUCAGUUUGUAAAAGGCUACCAUAUGACCACUGGGGUUUUUUUCGGUAACAAGUUGUGUAAGGGAUUACAAUUUGAAAUUCGGUAGUAUACAUUAUAAAUUACCAAUCCCAGUAACGCUGUUACUUUGACAGAUUGGGGGUCGAUUUGUUUUUCAGUAGUUUUAUAGACAGGUGAAAUCAGUCGGGUCGCUGUGAAUUUUUGCUUUUGAGUAGUUAGUAAUGUACCUUAAAUAAAUGAUGUAGGGGUGUAACAGUAUUUAAGUCACGGUCCGGUUCGUACCAUGGUUUAGGAUUCACGUCAGGUGUGAGUUCGGUACAGCAGAAAAAAAACCCCCAAAUGCAUACAGAUAUGUUUCUUCUCAUUAAUUUUGAACAGACAGUUUCAGACAGACACAAUCUUCCUGCUGACGAUUGAGGUAACAUUUGUUUAUUAGCAACUUUGAUAAACUAUUUUCAUUGCAAAAAUAAGGAACAUUCAAAACACUGUAUGUACACAGAACAACCUUUCCCAAAAGGCAACAGGUCACAAUAUGCUUUAAACUGAGAGGCAUGUCUUAUGCUAUGAAAUUGAAAAUACUAAAAUACAUAAACAUGAAAUUUGUGCAUUGGGAGGAGUGUUUCAUUAGUUCCACCAUUUAAACAUAACAUAGCACUGAAACAUUUAUCAUUCUGGUGAUUGGUAAAUUGGCGACGCCGUCAAAAGUGCGUCACAUAAGUUACCCUACAAUGGUGGAGAAAUGCCGACACACUGUUGUUGACCUCACAACUUUCUCCGUUGCUGUCGUAGCUAACUGGCAACCCGCAGGCAGUUUUCCAGCUUCAGUGAUUCAGUUUCUCUCUCCAUAGUGUGACUGACUUGCCCACCAGUCUGCUUGUUGUGCUAACCUUAGCAUACUAUAAAACAUGAAUUAAUAGCUCAGGCUAUUAUUUGCUUAAAUCACUGAAAUCAACAGGUCUGUCUUUGGAACAGGUGUCUGUAUGGGACAGGCCUUUAAUUCCUCUCACACUAGACUUAAUCAGGAAAGACCAGGAGUAAAAUCAAAUUCUUUAUAUAAAUCAGUAUGAAUGUUACUUGUCUAAAAAUUAGGCUUCAGAUAAUAUAUAAAUUAUGAAUCAUUAAUUUGAUCUAGCUCCAACAGACAACACAUCAGAGAGUUACGGCACUCGAGGAUUACGGCACCCGGCACACCGACACAACAACACUUUAUCCUGUUAAAACUCACAACUUGGAUUCAUUUUUAUGAAAAACCCUUUUGAUCCUUUUGACCUGAGGACCCUAUGGACUAAAGGAAUAUGAAUAACUUAGAGGGUAAUCGAGGAAUGGACACAUAAUUUGAGGUAGCAAACAACUUGGUUUAUACAUCCGAAGAACAUCUGUAAAAGAAAAAAAAAAGAACUGCUCUGCAACCAGACCAGGUGCCUAAUUGAGCCAGGCCUUUAUUUGUCAAAAUGUGAAGCCACACCGGGCUAGUAAAAGGGACUGGGCGUUUAAUUGAAGUUUUACGGUAUGUUGCUAGCGUUGCAUUAUGCUCAUUAAGUACUGUGUAUUCUGCAUGCACAGGACCGUGACCCCCGUACGGAGAUGUUUUAGUACGAAUACAUGAACUGUAACAGCCCUAAUGUAAUGUGUAAAUUAAAACAUUUUUCAUUGGAUAUGGCUGGUUAGAGAUAUACUGUAUUUGUUUCUGUGUUGGGACUUGGUAAAAGUAUGUCAUCAAGCAGUCUGAUUCAUGUGUUUAUAUUCCCCAUCUGGAUGCCAUAGACUUACAUUAACAUGGUAUCCAGGUUUGACUUCACAGUCUCUCCUCUUGGUUCAUUGACCUCCCCAUCAGAAACCAUAUCACUCAAAUGAAUUCAAAUGCACAACACUGUGAAUUUUAAUCCUGGCACCAGAGAGAGAGCACAGAAAUAGAAUCACACGACCUUUUUAAAGGCUCCAAGUAAAGAAAAGAACAGAUAUUACAGGCAUUCAUUUAAACCUGCAGUUUCAGUUUAAAACCUGAAUGAUUUCUGCAGGGAAUUAAAAGUGACAGACACACCAAAGCUUAUAGUUGCUUGGUCACUGUGAAGACAGCCACUGUGGAACCUGUGAGAAGCCUGUGAAGGUCAGUAGCCAGUGUAUUCUAAUGAGGAAGAAAUGUGCAACCCUGAUGUGCAGACAGAGGGGCUGUUCGUCAAAGGGUCAGAUAACUGUCAUGGCAGUAAUUCACUGAUAUUGCCUGAGACUGCAGAGUGCAGCACUUUUCUGCGAUUUAUCUGCUCAGCAAAACCCACAGAGCAAUGAUGAAAUGUGUAAAUAGAUUGCGACAAAGUGCCAUACUUGAGUUGGUGCAAUCCACAGUAUGUAUAUAGCUCACCCUGCUAUUAAAAGAAGCAUUUUCUGCUGUUUGUUUGAGCUGCGUAUAUGUAUAAAGUGAAGAGCACUCGGAGGGAAUGAAUACUGAGUAAACUAAAUGAGAGGGAGCUGUUUCUUAGCGAGCAGCAGGCUGGUUAUUUUUUGGUCUAUACUGUAAAGUUGCUUGAAAUUGAUUGUGCAGUGCAAUGUGAAAUUAAUUCAAUAUCGUGUUUUCAAAUGUGUCAGCAAGUGCAUUUUUAAAAAAUAAUAGCUUGUUUUGAUCCAUUGUUCCAUCUGUGUGUUUUCUGUCAUUUCAAACCAGUCAGUGGAAGCUAAUAAGCUCCAAACUUGAAUAUGUGAGAAAGUGAAAAAAGUUUGAAGAUUGUAAAGUACCUCUCAUUCGUGCACUUUUAUUAAUCCCUCCCUUUGUUCUCAGUUGAAGCGUUUUUUUUUUUUUGGGAAAAUACCAAACAGUUGUGAGGUUGUGUUUCUGUUCUGCACAGUGUGCAGUUUGCAGCAUGAACGUGAGCUUUUGUGAGGCAAACACACACAAAGAUGACAAAAUCUGAUGUAUUUUCAUCUGAGGUGAUGCUUUGUGCACAUUUCUGUCUCAAGCUUUUUUUCUGCUUUGCUGUUUGAUGGAUCGUUUCGUAUUUUGUAUUGUUCUUUGUCUUUAAUAAACAGAGACAAUAACUGCA